AUGAAUCUCACAGCACAUGUUACUAUGGGUUGUCGUGCUCAUAGAAUUGCCCUCGUAAUGAAGAAGUUAUGUGGGAGAGCCUUGAUUACUGCGACAGAUAAGAUGCGUGUUGUAUUUAAUGAUAAGCAGAAGGGCUUGCAUAAACACAAACUCAAAAAACAGCUCAAUAUACUGGAAGCUCUUAUAUGUGCAGAAAACGAGGAGGCGAUGAAAGGUCUUGUGGCACCAAAAUUUGACAGCAAACCAAUAUCAAACAUGAUAGAAUUUUGUGCCCAGCGAGCUGCGUACUUUAAUAAGAGUACGGUAGAGGCCAAUAAACUGGUGCAAGCUCAUGAGAUGUUAUUAUACGACAAUCUAGCUAGAGCUAUAGCAAAUGGCGGUGUCCGGUGGUCUGGUGUGUAUGAAAUGAUCGGGCGUAAUGACUAUCUUUGUACAGGAAUCAUGAAGCAAAUCGAAGAUUCGAAGGAAGAUGAUAAACAUACUGGAUAA
Messenger RNA from Sphaeroforma arctica JP610, 489 nucleotides. RefSeq lists its product as hypothetical. The transcript has a single exon. Lineage: Eukaryota; Ichthyosporea; Ichthyophonida. The coding region runs from base 1 to 489 and encodes 162 amino acids. The record is from RefSeq and is a predicted model, not a curated record.